This is a messenger RNA of Fusarium keratoplasticum, 1290 nucleotides long. RefSeq lists its product as uncharacterized. The transcript has 2 exons. Gene Ontology annotation, biological process: phospholipid catabolic process. Bases 1 to 1290 code for a protein of 429 amino acids. Gene Ontology annotation, molecular function: hydrolase activity, acting on ester bonds. Lineage: Eukaryota; Fungi; Ascomycota; Sordariomycetes; Hypocreales; Nectriaceae. The record is from RefSeq and is a predicted model, not a curated record.
AUGCUGUUUCAAACCGCCACCCUUCUGGCCGUCGCUGGCCUAGCGCUUGGUCACUCUCCUUACUCCCCUCCUGACAAGCCUCACGGCGACAAGUCAGGAUGGGAGACCAAGUACACAGCUACUGGUACUGCUGAAGUUGCCGCAGCUGCUGCGACUGCAAAGACCAGCAGCCCGACUAGCAAGGUUCGAGGCAAGGCAUUUGAUCGCAUUGCCAUCAUCUACUUUGAGAACGAGAACUAUGACAAGGCCUUUGGAGAUCCCAACUUUGCCUGGUUCAGAUCCAAGGGUAUCACCCUUUCAAACUACUUUGGCGUCACUCACCCUUCUGAGCCCAACUACAUGGCCGCUAUCGCUGGUGACUACUUUGGUAUGCAGAAUGAUGACUUCAACCGCAACCCUCGCAAUGUCUCUACUGUCAUUGACUUGCUUGAGCACCGCGGAAUUUCUUGGGGUCUUUACCAGGAGGACAUGCCCUACUCUGGUUUCGAGGGCUUCUCUUGGGUGAACCACAAGAACGGCGCCAACGACUAUGUGCGCAAGCACAACCCUGCCGUUCUUCAUGACAGCAUUGCUUUCUCCGAGAAGCGCUUGUCGCAGAUCAAGAAUGUCUCUUUGGUUGAUACCUCGCGAUCCCUGUUCCACAAGGAUCUCAAGGAGAACAAGCUGCCCCAAUGGAUGUUCAUCACCCCCAACAUGACUUCUGACGGACACGACACCUCGGUUACUGUGGCCGGUAACUGGUGCCGCAAGUUCCUGGAGCCUCUUCUGAAGGACAAGCACUUUAUGGAUAACACCCUCGUCUUGAUCACCUGGGAUGAGAACGAGACAUAUGCCAACCAGAACCACAUUCUCGGUAUCCUCCUUGGUGAUACCGUUCCCAAGCACCUCGUUGGCACCACCGACAACAACUUCUACAACCACUACUCUGAAAUUUCUACCGUCCAAGCCAACUGGAACCUCCCCACUCUUGGACGAUGGGACGUCGGCGCCAAUGUCUUCCAGCUAGUUGCCCGCAAGACCGGUGACAAGCUCCGCCGAUGGAAGUCUCAUAAGCUGGACAAGAUGUUCUACAACGUCUCUUACGCUGGUCCUUUCAACACUGCUGGAGGCAACCAUCAGUAUCCUGCUCCCAACCUGGAUCUCGAGCACAGCUUUUCUGGGCGCAAGAUUUUUGAGCCUAUUCGUAAGGAGUGGCACAAGAGCCAUUCUCCUACUUACUACAAGGAUAGCAUUGAGGUGCCGGAUGGAUUGAGUCCCCCUAAGGGUUACGAGGCUCCCAAGUCCAAGUAA